Gadus macrocephalus (Pacific cod) is the source of this 2883-nucleotide messenger RNA. It is a transcript of the gene pdlim7, whose product is annotated as PDZ and LIM domain 7. Gene Ontology annotation, cellular component: adherens junction; filamentous actin; Z disc. Gene Ontology annotation, biological process: heart development; muscle structure development; actin cytoskeleton organization. The transcript has 11 exons. Gene Ontology annotation, molecular function: muscle alpha-actinin binding; actin binding. The record is from RefSeq and is a predicted model, not a curated record. The coding region runs from base 157 to 1467 and encodes 436 amino acids. Lineage: Eukaryota; Metazoa; Chordata; Actinopteri; Gadiformes; Gadidae.
AUAAAGGGAAUUUCAGGGAAUGAUCGCUGCUGCUCAAGAAGGGAUCCACGGUUCCUCUCUGACGUCUGCUUUAAGGAAGUCCGAAAGGCUGGUCUACAGCCCCUACUGAUAUUGAUUGAAGUCUUCAUCCGACAUCCAGACAAAAGUAGCACUACGAUGUCUGGCGAAGAACAGAGAGAGGGACAAGAGGCCAUGAACGUCUACAGCAUUACCCUAGCUGGCCCGGCACCAUGGGGCUUCAGACUGCAGGGUGGGAAGGACUUCAGCAUGCCCCUCACUGUUUCAAGGUUGACCCCAGGAGGGAAGGCGGCCCAGGCAGGGGUGGGGGUCGGAGACUGGGUGGUGUCCAUCGGUGAGAUCAACGCGGAGGACAUGACCCAUGUGGAGGCUCAGAACCAGAUCCGCGCGGCCACAGACUCGCUCAGCCUCAGCCUCAGCAGGGCUUUCAAUGCCGGCGGCGAGCAGAAGGGUUCAAUUGCCCGUGCCUCGGUUCAGCCCAAAUACUCCUUUGCCCCCAGCACCGCCAUUAACAAGAUGGCGAGACCAUUUGCAGCAGGGGGUGCUAGUGGCAACUCGGGCCCUGUUAUUAAGCCUGUGGCCUACUCCCCUAAGCUUAACACUCAGCGCUCGCAUGGUCUGGGCAGUGUACAGCAGCCACGCAAUGGUGUUGAGCCAACCCAGUCCACUGCCACGACCCAGGCACCAGAUAAACCUGCUGGAUCCAUGAGCCAGGCGGCCCCCCCCGACAGCUCCGGCCCGUCCUGCCGGCCCCCCUGGGUCACCGACCCGGGCUUCGCCGACCGCUACCGGCCGGACAAGACGUCCACGGUGCUGACGCAGCACCGGCAGCCCGUGCAGCCCACCCCCAUGGAGAACCGCAGCUCCAUCCUGCAGGCGGCCCAGAGCGCCCCCGAGGACAGCGGCCGGACCCCCGUGUGCGGGGCCUGUGACAAAAUCAUCAGGGGACGGUACCUGGUUGCGCUGGGGCGUUCUUGGCACCCCGAGGAGUUCACGUGUUCCCAGUGCAAGGUGGUCCUGGAGGAAGGGGGCUUCUUCGAGGAGAGGGGCUCUGUCUUCUGCACCAAGUGUUACGACAACCGCUACGCGCCCAACUGCGCCAAGUGCAAAAAGAAAAUCGCUGGGGAAAUCAUGCAUGCCCUGAAGAUGACCUACCAUGUGGAGUGCUUCAAGUGUGCGGCAUGCAGGACUCCAAUCAGAAACCAGGCCUUCUACAUGGAGGAGGGAGAGCCCUACUGCGAGAGAGACUAUGAGAAGAUGUUUGGCACCAAAUGCCACGGCUGUGACUUCAAGAUUGAUGCCGGGGAUCGGUUCCUGGAGGCCUUGGGCUACAGUUGGCACGACACCUGCUUCGUCUGUGCCCUGUGCCAGAUGAACCUGGAGGGGAAGACCUUCUACUCCAAGAAGGAUAAGCCGCUCUGCAAAGGCCAUGCCUUCGCCCCGGUGUGAGGCGCUUAGCCCGGGAGAGGUGCUUCUGUCGGGGGAAGAGACACCCAGAGAGCUCCACUCACUCGCCACCCUCCUCCCCUCCUACUCCCCUACUCUUCCUCAUCCUCUCCCUCCUCCUCAACCCAACUUCUUCCCCUCAGGCGAAACCACACACACACACACACACACACAUCAAAGCCCGACACCUGUGCCAGUCACACACACACACUUCGUUUCCCUCGCUCAAAUGCACUCCUCACCCUGUCUUUUCAAGAUGUGAGCCGCUUUGUCUCACCUUUGGAGAUUUGAUGUAAGCCCAGAAAUGCUACCACUCCCUCGCUGUGUAAGGAUAGACUCUCUAGCUAGCUAAAGCUAGAAAGCACCGAGUCCUACACCGUAAAAGCAACUGUUGUGGUCUGCUGUCGGGGGAAACGGAAGCAGUUGCAGAAGGGAAACUCACGCGCCUCGAGCUAAUUGUAAAUUCGCUUCUCUCGGCUCUUCUUUGUAAGUUAAUUCUUGGAUUGUUAUUUUAGUGCCGCUUGGACAUUAAGUGUGUCACAUCGCCUCACCCAGAUUCAGGGCGUGCUCGUUAGAGCUGUUAAAUACCGUUACGGCUCCACCAAUCGCGGGCCUCGUUGAGGUUUUACUGCGAGUAUCCUCCGUGCUGAAUGACUCAUUUAGUCGCUCAUUGUCAGGCGUUAUUACUGUAAUGACCUGACACCAUUCGUGUACUCUUAUACUCAUUUGGGACCCCCGGACUCCUCAUUGGUUCUUACUGCAGUGCCUAUUAAGUUAAUGGGGAGCUCUAGUCAAGGAGAAAAGCGUGCGUUCUGCAACUCUUCACAGAGGCACAGCCUGCCGCCUAGCUCCAGCUGUGCUAAAGGAGGAUUAUGUGUUUAUUCGUAUCAGUAUUGAUGUCCUGUGUUAUCAUCAUUCAUUGAUUAGCAUUUCAGUUUGAAUGAUGUAGUGUAGUUCUUAUCCCUGUAAAAUCUUCAGUUUCAGGCUCUGGUGCUUGAACAGAAUUGGGUGUGUCUGAUAUGGUUAUAAAUAACGUCACUUCUUACACUAUUAUCUUUUCUAUCUUGUCUGUCUUAUGGUAUCAUUUUUUUUGUAUAUAAUAUUUUUGAGACCAAAGUUAUGUUUUAAUAAAAGCCUUUUGUUAGAGUGACAACGGUAAAAUAACAUUCUUUAAGGAUGUUCUGCAGAAUCCUCCCUAACAUUAACAACUGAAAAGUAGAAAUGAAAUAAACUUUAAGUGCCUUUGUUUUUUUAAGUCAAGCUUUAAACCAAUGUCUUCGAGCUGUAAUAUAAAUCCUACUGAAUCUCUACAGUGUAUCCAUGUCCUUGAUGUAUUGGGGGAGAAAGGUGCAAUUUAUAUAUGUAGGAAUUAAUGCAAUUCGACUCACUUUAUCAAUAAAGUACAUCUUGUAACUUAAA